AUGGGUAGUGACAGUACUACAUCAUCACACGAAGCGCGAUUACAAAAUGUAAAGUCGACUUUCGUUAGCUGCACUUUCGCGAGCAUAUCUAAGGAAGUAGAUGACCAAAGCGUAAUGAUGUGCCAAACGGAAGUGAUUGGACCAAAUUGCACGACUUUACAGGAUUUUGAGAAUGUGUCAAUCUCAAAGAUUUUGGCCAGCGAAGGAAGCGACAUUAUCUUCACGCAAAACGCUGGAAUGAACGAUUUGAAGUGCUUUGCAGACACUUCCGCUCUCAAAUCGUGGUACGAGUUGGUAAAUUUUCUAUCUGCAGGCCAUUUCGAAGUAGGCGAUCUUGACAGAAAAUGGGCAGUGGGCGGACGAUGGAAGUUUUAUUUUGUUGCACCAUUGAGUUGGACCUUGGUUUUCGAAACACAGUUUGAAAAUUUCACACAACGCCACUGCGAACUGGCUUUUACUCCGGCGCCAGCGGAUCAAGAACUUGACUUAUUUAAUCUAAGUCUGAAACUCUAUGAAGCACAGAGAGAAUCCAAUAAGCAAAUCCAUAUGUUGCAAAACAGAUGCAAGCAUUUGGAAAGCCAAAAAAAUCAGUUGCAAACGGAGCACGACGAAUGGGAGGCACGACUUCGCGUCCGUGAUCAAAAGACCCGAAGCGUCAUUGUGACCUUAUUGAACGAAAAGAAAGGAAUGAUUCGCACGCUUCAAGAGCGGUUGGAACGUGGCAAAGAGCCGCUAGACGUCCCCGACUCUUACCUUAUGAACAAAUUCAUAAACCAGCCCGUCUCCAGAAUGACUUCGCCGCGCAAGAGACCUCAACCUCAACCGCAUGGUUCAAAAACUCCAUCUCCAAGAAAAAGAACGAAAAGGCCAAUCUUGAAAAAUGAGACUUCCUGGGACGAUUUUUCAGCGAAAGGAUUCGAAUUUCUGGGUAUCAACCGUGAAAGGACUCCCAGCAACACUCCCAGCAGUGAUAAUUUGAACCUCAAGCCUAGCAUACAAGAAGCUUCUCGAGAGGAUGUUAACAUUGACGAACAGGCUGUGGUGGGGCCUGUUGAGAAUUCCGGUCAGGAAAAAGUAAAUCCUCCCACAACAAGCUUCGAGCUGGUCGACUCCCUGAAACCUGUGCACUCAACCCACCUCCCAGAGACUACACCCACAUCUAGUUCCGAGGAGAAAAGCAUUGUUGGGUCAGACGCAACGCCAGAUACCGCAGAGGAGACAGAAGUCGAAACAGAAAUUGAAACAGAAGUCGAAACAGAAGUGGAAACCGAGGCAGAAUGA
This is a messenger RNA of Lachancea sp. 'fantastica', 1281 nucleotides long. Lineage: Eukaryota; Fungi; Ascomycota; Saccharomycetes; Saccharomycetales; Saccharomycetaceae. The record is from the annotation of a GenBank genome assembly.